Trichoderma gamsii is the source of this 747-nucleotide messenger RNA. RefSeq lists its product as hypothetical. Bases 1 to 747 code for a protein of 248 amino acids. The transcript has a single exon. The record is from RefSeq and is a predicted model, not a curated record. Lineage: Eukaryota; Fungi; Ascomycota; Sordariomycetes; Hypocreales; Hypocreaceae.
AUGCAGCAGGAAACCGACAGCUCAGCCAAAUCAAGUGCUGCAGCGAUCCGCAUCAGAGAAAACCAGCGCCGGUCCCGGGCCCGCCGGAAAGAAUACGUCGAGGGCAUGCAGAGGAAGCUGCAGGACUUUGAGACAAAGGGCGUGGCCGCGACGCUGGAGAUGCAGCAGGCCGCGCGCGACGUGGCCAUUGAGAACUCGCGCCUCAAGAUGCUGCUCGCCCACAGCGGCAUCGGCGUCGAAGCCGUCGAGAGCUUCCUGCAGAGCUUCAAGGGCCAGGACGCCGCCGAGGCCGAGCAGUACGCCGCAAAGAUUGCCACGGCCGAGAGCAUUGCCAGUCUGGGGCGUGCGUCGACGGUUGCGACGCUGUUUCCCGAGCACGCACACAUUGAUAAGCUGGCCGUUUUGGCGAGUGCCAGCAUGCAGCAGCAGAAUGGCAGCAGCGCUUCCACCUCUGGCCACGACUCAGACACCACCAUUACCUCGGACGAUUCUACAACGGGGCCCAGCACGGGGCCCGUCACACCAAGCUCGAGUCACAUGAAUGCCCCCUCGCCGAGUGAUGACUUUGAAGCGCCGCAGACCAUGUCGUGUGAUGCGGCGGCUCAUAUCAUUGCGCAGAUGCAGGGCUGUGGCUUUCGGGAACAGGUUUCUAAGGGGGGCCACUUGGAGGGUGGGCAGAACAGCGACUAUUUGAUUCAGAACUCGGCAUUUUUGAAAAUUCUUGAGGCCGCGUCUAUAUUCAACUAG